AUGAAUUUAAUGAUCUGUCGAAUAAAUUCAUUAAUAAUUAGAAUGGAUGAGUAUGAUGAGUAUGAUGAGUUUUCUGAUAAUUCGAUUGAAAUAGUGCUAAAUUAGUUUUAGGGAAAAGAUUCACAUCAAAUAGAAGAAAAUAUAACUGUGUACUUAAAAAAUUUGGGACUUAAAAUGAAAACUAACCCGAUGAAAAAAUAAUUGAAAUAUGAGAAGGAUAACAAUAAAAUUAUUGAUAUUCUAACUUCAAAGACCCUAUCUUCUUAUGGAAACACUUUGAAGGAAACAGAAAUCGAUUAUUUAUAAAUAAUAAGGAAAAACCCUCUUUUGCUGAGAGGUAAAAAACAAAACAAAAAAUUAAUCGUGCAACAUACAUGAAG
Molecule: messenger RNA, 380 nt
Organism: Paramecium sonneborni
Lineage: Eukaryota; Ciliophora; Oligohymenophorea; Peniculida; Parameciidae
Source: the annotation of a GenBank genome assembly